AUGCCUAUAGGCAUGUCUCCAUUUUGUCUGGUUUAUAGAAAGGCAUGUCACCUGCCUGUUGAGCUAGAACACAAGGCUUAUUGGGCUGUUAAAAGUUGCUAUCUCAGCAUCAACGAAAAAGGUCCACAUAGAAGAUUGCAACUUCAAGAAUUGGAAGAGUUGAGGCAUGAGGCAUAUGAGAAUUCCAAAAUUUACAAAGCCAAAACCAAGGCUUUACAUGAUAGCCUUAUUUCCAAAAAACAGUUCAACAUUGGGAACAAAGUUCUACUUUUCGAUUCACACUUGAAACUAUUUUCAGGAAAAUUGAGAUCCCGUUGGAUUGGACCUUUCAUUAUUGAAAAUAUUUUACCCUAUGGUACUAUGGAAAUUCAAAGUUUGGAUAUAGGGAAAGCUUUUAAAGUCAACGGACACCACUUGAAGCUAUUUUAUGAAGGAUUUGCAGUUCAAGUUAUGCAGGACAUCCACCUAGAUGACCCUCAUUCUUCAGUUUGA
This is a messenger RNA of Manihot esculenta (cassava), 492 nucleotides long. RefSeq lists its product as uncharacterized. Lineage: Eukaryota; Viridiplantae; Streptophyta; Magnoliopsida; Malpighiales; Euphorbiaceae. The record is from RefSeq and is a predicted model, not a curated record. Bases 1 to 492 code for a protein of 163 amino acids. The transcript has a single exon.